GCAUUCUGUAUAGAGAUGAAUUUCCUUUAUUUGAAUAACUUGUUACCUGCUGAGCAGGUGGGUCUUGAGAGACCACGCUGGAAUACGUCCAUGAGGGAUGAGGCGCACCCCUUUCCUGAGCGUCCUCACAUGCACGUGAACACCCGUUACAACGGCGUCGAGGUCGUGAGCACGCACUUCCCAGAGACAAUCAAGGGAACGGCUUAUUUUCGCCUGCCAAACUCGUCCAAACCGCGAGUGUGGGAGACAAAUCGGAUGAAGGCACGAUCGCUGAAUCGCUCGACUUUUCAAUGCCCCUCUCUUCAAGAGGAGGAUCCGCCCAUGAGCUACCUCGCUAUGGUCGUCAUCGACGAUAACUCCAACGAGAAGAGAGGAAAAGAGCAGCACUGGUGCGCAAGUACGGCGUUAGAGAGACACCGCGAGAGUUGGUUUGUGCGGCCCAAGCCCGAGCCAGACUACGUGAAGAUGAACGCGAAAAAGCCGUUCGUGAAUACCGCCACCUACAUCUCCCCCAUGAGACGUGCGGAAGAAGAUGAGAAACGGGUGCGUCGGGAUAAGCAGCAGCAACUAGAGGCCUCUCAGUUCACACCGCUUACCUUGUACAAACGUUCAGAUUGUCCUGAUGUGUUUAAAAUGAGCAAUAUCGACGAGUGGUGUAAUAUAGAUACUGUGAAAGUAGCCAAGGAACGAGCUGCUCUAAGGGCUACUCUCCAGUGUAAUCCUUAUAACCCUUUGUCCACUGUUCCGAGAAAAUAGAGACCUUUGAGUUUAUAGCAAGGAAAAUAAAAAUUUAAAAAAUUUGAAAACUUGAGGUUUUUGUGUGCCCACUUUCAUUGUACAUUAUAAUUUUUCUUUUAGUGGAAGACUGCCUAUAAACACGUGUAUAGGUACGUAUUAUUUACCCAUUCUGAUGCCACAAGUUGCUUAUUUCGAUGUAUUGUUAUUUUAAAUCAAGCAAAAUUAACAAGAAGAUAUCUUUUUUCUUGCUGAGUCAACCU
Molecule: messenger RNA, 998 nt
Organism: Phytomonas sp. Hart1
Lineage: Eukaryota; Euglenozoa; Kinetoplastea; Trypanosomatida; Trypanosomatidae
Source: the annotation of a GenBank genome assembly